Astrephomene gubernaculifera is the source of this 3745-nucleotide messenger RNA. NCBI's taxonomy places the organism in Eukaryota, Viridiplantae, Chlorophyta, Chlorophyceae, Chlamydomonadales, Astrephomenaceae. The record is from the annotation of a GenBank genome assembly.
CUUACACGGUUUAGUAUUGCUUCUCAGUAGCUUACCCUGAGCGCUAAGGCCACUGCCAGCGCUAGCGGUCCCGCCAGCUGCGGGCUUAAACUUUUUAGAGUAGGCUAGCAGGCCGUGACUAGCAGGAUGUCAGCAGCCAACAGCCCGGGCGGUUCGCGUCGCACUGGACCCGAGCCCAUGGAACAGGACGGCGGUCCCACCGCCUCGGGCGGCGCCCCGCCUCAAGCCACUCCUCCGCCUCCUCCCCGCCGGCGCCCACCUCAGGCGCAGCCCCAGCCCAGCGGCAGCUUCCUCACAGGCAGCGUGCUGCAGGGCGCUCCCAGCGACGGUACCUUUGGCGGCGCAGGCGGAGCCACGCCGCUGCCUCGCGGUCUCGGAGCGCAGAAUCGUGGCGAGUUUGGCGGUCGUACGGCACAGCGCCGGCCCAACGUGCGCAUCGGUACGGCAGGCAAGGCCGCCCCUACGGCGUCUGCGAGCAUUCAGCAGGAUGGCGCGGGGCAGGGCGAGGGUGCGGCUGCUGCUCCUGAGGGAGAGGAGCUCCCGCCGGCCUACGAGGCCGGUGCGGACGACGGCACCUUCGUGUGGGGUACCAACAUCAACUCGCGACACCUGCGGCAGCAGAUUGACGGCUUCAUCCGCAACUACCGGCCGGCGGGAGCUGAUGUCAAUGCGCCGCCCAAGUACGUUCAGAUCAUCAAGGAGGCGAUUGAGGCCGGAGAGACCUCGGUCAACAUUGACACGGCGGACAUGCGCGCAACGGUCAACGGAGUGUCGUACAACGACCUGUACGAGACGUUGGUUGACUUUCCCCGCGAGGUUCACUGCGUGCUGGAUGAGGUGGUUCGCGAGGUGGCGGUUCUGGAUCUGCAGUACGAACCGGAACUGGACAGGCAGCAGGCCAUGGACCUCUGCUUGCUGGUGUGUCGUCCGUACAACCUGGCCACCGUGAAGCACAUCCGCGACCUGGACCCCUCGGACAUUGACAAGCUGAUUUGCAUCAAGGGCAUGGUCACCCGCACCUCGGCCAUCAUCCCCAACCUCAGGUACGCUGUGUUUGAGUGCGCCAGCUGCUGCCACGAGAUCGCCACCGCCAACGUGAACGGGCGCGUGGAGGACCCCACGCAGUGCCCCGCCUGCAAGAAGAGCUGGACCAUGGGGCUGCAGCACAACAAGGGGUCGUACACGGACAAGCAGCUCGUCAAGAUGCAGGAGAGCCCCAACGACAUCCCCGAGGGUGAGACCCCUAUGGGCGUCACCCUCUACACGUACGACACCCUGGUCGACGUGGCUCGCCCGGGCGACCGAGUCACCAUCACCGGCAUGUACCGCGCAGCUCCCAUCCGCGCCAACCCCCGUCAGGCCGCCCUGCACGCGCUGUUCCGCACCUAUGUCGACGUGGUUCAUGUGCACAGGGACGAGACCAGGAGGCUGUUUACCACGGCGGGGGGACAGGACGCCAAGGCGCAGGAUGCCGAGCCCAGCAUCCUGUCCGCCCCCAACACGCCCGCUGAGAGCCAGGGCGACCCCGCUGCUGCCGGCGGCCCCUCGGGCACCCAGACGGAUGCGGCGGGCGGCAGCGAGGAGCAGCUGGUGGCGAUUGAGAACAUCACGGCGGAGGAGCUGCAGGAGGUGGAGGGGCAGAUCAAGGAGCUGUCCCGAGACCCCCGGCUGGUUGACCGCCUGAUUGCCUCGCUGGCCCCCAACAUCUGGGAGAUGGAGGACGUGAAGAAGGGGGUGCUGUGCCAGCUGUUCGGUGGGGAGGCCAAGUUGUUCCCCGGCGGUAAGAUCCGUGGCGAGCUCAACGUGCUGCUGGUGGGCGACCCCUCGGUGUCCAAGUCUCAGCUGCUCACCUAUGUGCACCAGCUGGCGCCGCGGGGCAUCUACACCAGCGGCAAGGGCUCCUCGGCGGUCGGCCUCACCGCCUACGUUACCAAGGACCCCGAGACUCGCGAGAUGGUGCUGGAGAGCGGUGCGCUGGUGCUCAGCGACCGGGGCGUGUGCUGCAUCGAUGAGUUUGACAAGAUGAGCGACAGUGCCCGGAGCAUGCUCCACGAGGCCAUGGAGCAGCAGACGGUGUCGGUGGCCAAGGCGGGGCUCAUCUCCACCCUCAACGCGCGCUGCUCGGUGCUCGCAUGCGCCAACCCGGUGGGCUCGCGAUACAACCCGCAGAUGUCCAUUGCGGAGAACAUCAACCUGCCGCCCACACUGCUCACCAGGUUCGACCUGAUCUACCUGGUGCUGGACCGCUACGAGGAGGCGCGCGACCGCCGCCUGGCCCGCCACCUGGUGUCGCUGUUCCACCCGGGCUCGCAGGGGCGCUCGCGGGCGGGCGGCGCGGGCGGGGCGGGGCUGGCGCUGGUGCCGCCGGACCUGCUAAAGAAGUAUGUGGCGUACGCGCGCGCCAAGUGCCAUCCCAAACUCACGGACGAGGCAGCGGAGGAGCUGGUGAACAGGUACCAAACACUCCGCCGGGAUGGUCGCGAGCGGAAGGUGGUGAUGGCCACCCCUCGUCAGCUCGAGUCGCUCAUUCGCAUUGCCGAGUCGCUCGCUCGUAUGCGACUGGACGAGCGAGUGAAGGCGACUGACGUGGCGGAGGCCGUACGGCUGUGGUACGGCGCGAUGGCGGGAUCCGCGGGAUCUGGGUCGUCCGACGGGCGGCCUGAUCUGGAUACGUUGUACUGCGGUACGACGGCGGCGCAGCGUGCUGCUGCUCGGGCCCUGCCGGAGGAGCUGCGCAACGUGAUUGCGGGCAUGCGCAUGUCGCACACACUGGCCCUGGACGACCUGCUCCGUGAGAUCAACUCCAAGCUAGCUGCUGUACAGCAACAGCAGCAGCAACAGGGCGGCGCCGGUGCCGCCGGCAGCGCCUUUGCGGGCGGCAUCAGCCGCUCCAUGUUGGUUUCGGCGCUGCGGCAGUUGGACGAUCUAGUCGUGUACGACGAGAUGACGAACACUGUUCGACCCGUCCUGCGCGGGUCGGCGGCGGGCGCGGCGGCGCAGCAGCAGGCCGGGAAGGAGGCUGCGGCUGCUGCUGGGCUGAUGGCGGACGGUGUUGCGGCGUGAUGGGAGGAGACGUGAUGACGGUGUUGUGGGGAUAGGAUGGCGGUCAUGAUAUGAUGUGUUGGCUAAGAAGAUGGGCUAAGAGUGGGCGAGUGUAGGGGUUGUGGAGUCGUGGUGAUUAUGUUGCUAAAAAUUACGUGUGGAGGAUAAUUGGCUUGAAGUGCCGCUGGCAACGGAAGUGCCGCUGGCAAGGAGACAUGGACAAUUGGAUGUGUAAGCUAGCGGAUAUGUGUUGUUAGUUUGGCAGGGCCUUUUAGAGGUCCUGCCAGCAAAGCUCGACUUUUCCCUCGCACUUUUUCUAGAUAGCUGCGGAGGAGGUAUGGAGGUUGUUUAGGACUGUCGGCAGAUUGAUGACGAUUACAGUUUCUUCGCAGUAACAGUUGGCACACAUUUAGUUAACGACGGUCUUUCACAGGUAUACUGAGGCGCCUAAGACUAGGGGAGACAGGCAAUCGACAGAUGGAGCCUUACUAAUGACACAUAUACAUAUUGGUGCCUCGCCUUGAAGGUUUGUAGGCGUCGGGUGUUGGUCGCUUAAGUGUAGGCAGUCCAUGUCCGCUCGGCUGGUGGAGAAAGGGAAGCGAAGGCAUGGCGUUGCUACAUGUAACUUUGCGUACGGAAACGCAGGGCAGCUAUGCCCACAACCAACAACUGCCUCACAACAACAACGAGCCGUAACCAACAU